Chelonus insularis is the source of this 3223-nucleotide messenger RNA. RefSeq names its product armadillo repeat-containing protein 8-like. The transcript is spliced from 5 exons. The record is from RefSeq and is a predicted model, not a curated record. Bases 174 to 2243 code for a protein of 689 amino acids. Lineage: Eukaryota; Metazoa; Arthropoda; Insecta; Hymenoptera; Braconidae. Gene Ontology annotation, cellular component: GID complex. Gene Ontology annotation, molecular function: protein binding. Gene Ontology annotation, biological process: proteasome-mediated ubiquitin-dependent protein catabolic process.
CGUGAAAUGCGCAAAAACGUUAAAAAUGGAACGCAGUUGGUCAGUCGUUCACGUAAUAACCAACAAAAACGGUUUGACGGUUUCCUCGUGGCAAAUUUGGCUGUUAAAGUGUAUAAUAAAUUUUUUCCAACUUUAAACUAAUAUAUAUGAUAAGAUAACUAGCUGUUUUAAUUAUGGUCUCGGUGAUGCAGCCGUUUAUGGAUGUUGAAAGCUCAAGAAGUUACAUCGACGAGCUGUAUUCGCCAGACCCCCAAAAAUGUUUACAAGCAUUAAUAUGUUUGAAGAACUCUGUAAUUGGCAGUAACCGUCAAAAAGGUUCCGUCAUCGCUCAAGGUGUAGUUCCACGUCUUCUUCAAUUAAUCAGUGACACAUCGGUAUCAGUAGUUGGAGAAAGAAUUCGGUUAGAGUCUGUUGUAACGCUUGGCUCUCUUGCAAAAGGCACCGAUCAACAUGUUUUAGCAUUGAUAGACCUUGGAGUUGUACCUUUGAUUCUUCAAUUACUCUUAUCAACACCUACUACUGAUUCAACUUCGAAUGAAAAGCCAAAAAUAUCGGAUCUACUGAUUGAAGCAUGUUUAAGAUGUUUAAGAACAGUCUUCCAACAUUCUAGUGCACCUGUUCAAACUUUAUAUCAAAAUCCAGCUCUUGUACCUCGUCUACUGUCUUUAGCAUCAAGGUCGAUCACUUGUCAAGUGUGUGUAGCAACAAUUUUAACAACAGCAUGCAAAACUUCUGAAGAACAAAAUGCUUUGAUGAAAGGUGGAGCUGUAGAGACCUUAGCUGCUCAAUUAGAUUCUCCUCUGGCUGAGGUCCAACUUCCGGCAUUAGCUUGCUUAGCCAACAUGUGCUAUCAAAAUCAUCUGGUAUCUACUGUAGUCGCGAAUAUGUCAACAGGUAAAGGAUCUCAAAGUAAACCACUGCCUGCUCUUCUCGGUCAACUAAUUGGACGUGAAAGAGGUUCAUUAGUUCAAUUAGAGGCUGCUAGAUGUGUCGCUUAUCUACACAGAGCUGGUGCACUUUCUUCAACGGAUCCAAGAGUUGUCUAUCGAGCUUUACCAUGUUUAGUAAGACUCUGCCAUCGAGAUAGACCCCCUAGAGAGCGCGUAGCAGCUGCAGAAACACUUGCAUAUCUUACAGAAGUCGAUACAGAGCUUCAACGUCUUGCAUCAAUCAGUAAUCACCUUAUACCUACCUUAGCUGAGCUUUUGAGGCCUCAUCCUCAAGUUCAAGAUGCUGCAUUAUGCCAAGAUAUGCGACAAGCAGCUUUUAGAGCUUUCGCAUCUUUGGGAGCUAAUGAUGAAGAUAUUCGAAAAAGAAUUAUUGAAACGGAAAAUUUGAUGGAGUUGAUCGUUUCUGGUCUUCAAGAUCCUGGAGGUCCUAGAGUUCGUCUUGCUGCUGUCAGAUGUCUUCAUUCAUUAUCAAGGAGUGUGCAACAGCUCAGAACGACAUUUCAAGACCAUGCAGUGUGGCGCCCAUUGAUGCAGUUACUUCAUGGAGCAGACAAAGGAUUUGAAGGUCGUGGAGAUGGUGAAGAAGAUUUAUUAACUGUUGCUUCAAGUACUUUGUGCAAUUUACUUUUAGAAUUUAGUCCAAGUAAAGAACCCAUUCUUGAGUCAGGAGGUGUUGAACUUUUAUGCUCUCUAACCAAGAGACCUGAUCCUGCGUUAAGACUUAAUGGAAUAUGGGCGCUAAUGAAUGUAGCUUUUCAAGCAGAACAACGUGUUAAAUCUCAAAUACUCUCGUGCCUCGGAACUGAUCAAAUAUUUCGGCUCCUAGCUGAUCCUGAGCCUGCUGUAUUGAUGAAAACACUUGGAUUACUGAGAAAUUUGCUCUCUACAAAAGCACAUAUCGACAGAAUUAUGGAUGAACAUGCUACUCAUGUCAUGCAAGCUGUCAUUCUGGUACUGGAAGAUCCGGAUCAUUCGGCGGAUGUAAAAGAGCAGGCACUCUGCAUCCUUGCCAAUGUUGCUGAUGGAGAUCGAGCUCGGGAACACAUCAUGGCUAAUGAAGACGUACUCAAAAAAUUAAUGGAUUAUAUGAUGCAUAGCAAUGUGAAACUAAAAGUUGCGGCCAUAUUUUGUGUAUGCAAUUUAGUUUGGAGAGAAGAACCUGGUGCUGCGCAACGUCAGGCACGAUUGCGCGAAUUGGGACUUUAUCAAAUUUUACAGCAACUGCGUUGUACGAAAGAUUCGCAAUUGUUUGAUAAGGUGAAGACAGCAAUGGCCCAAUUUUUCGAUCCCUAAAUUAUGAAGACUUUGCUUAGACACCCUUGCCUAGAAUUUUAAUUUGGAAAUUAUUUUUUUAGCGAAUCCUAUGAUGAACUUUGAUUUAUGUUAAAUAACACUGUGAUCCCGCCAAUGCGUCUAUUUUAAAACUAAAGACUAGAAUUUUCCUUAUGAAAUGAAUAAAUGAAUUUAAAAAAUGAAUUAGUGAUUAAGAACAAAAAUAAGAGAAGCAAUUUUAGAAUUUUCGAAUAAUCAAAUGAGAAUUUAGGUUUUCCUAGUCUCUUUAAUUUAUUGUUAACGUAGUAAAAAUUGUUUUAAAAAAAGAAAAAAAAACUAUGGAAGGUAAAAAUUGUGGUUGAACUGAUAAAAAAAAAUCAAAUCAUGCACCCAUCAAUAAUUUUUGCACUGUUUGGUAUAUUUUUUAUCAUAAUCUUUAUAGUAAAUUUUAUUAUUGAAUAUUUUAAUGUGGCAAAAAGACUCAAGAUUACGAUUAAUUCCAUAGUACGUUUCAAUAAAAUUGAACGCUUGAAAAAAAACACGAAACUCAAGAGUUUUAAGUACAUUAUUUUAAAUAUAAUAUUAAUAAUAAUAAUAAUAAUAAUAUAAGGUAAAUAAUUGUGACUAGCAAACUCACGACAUAAUGUAUAGAUAUUUGAUAAUAAGUCAUUUUAGAUUUUCAUCAUCUUUGGUAUAAAUUCUUCGGCAUUCAUUUCAUCGGAAUGUAAUGGAAUGUAUUAAUUAACAAUUCUGUGAUAUUAUGGUUUGUCCUUCAGAAUCUUCAAUAAUUCAUUCAGAUAUUUUUUUUUUAUGAAACAAGCUCAUACCAAUAGAAUCGAGUAAAUUACGUCAACUAGGCUGGUGCAUUCCCAUCUCCUGAUUUUGAUAGGCUCUCCAUAGGAUUUGCUAAAGGAUCCAGAUCCGCGAAUAAAUCCAACCAUGAACUUCCUUUUUUUUUGCUUGUUUUUUUCUGUAAUAAAAUCAUAAUCAAUUAUUUUUUA